AUGGCCAAAAGCAAAAAAACGGCAGAUAUUAUUGAUUCGACGAAUUCUCCAAUUCUAGAAUUACUUUCGUCAAAAAUUCCCAUUUUUCAGUCUAUUUUACAUCCAGGACUACCGAUCAUCAUAACUGGGUUUGGUACUGGCCAUAUUAUCUGUCAUCGUUAUGACCCCACCAAGUUGCAAUCACGUUUGAAUCGUAAACGUAAACUUGAUAUUGCAACUCCAGAUAAGGAUGCUGCAAAAAAUGGUUCUAAAAUGAAGAACCGUGCUUGUACUUGGACUAGAUUGGACAUGGACGUAGAAAAUGGUACUCUGAGAUUGGUUGAUAUUGAAGAACAACAACAGUCAAUAGAAGAGACCAAAGAUCUGGGGGUGGAGACACUUUGGAAGACUAAAAGACAUAGAGGUAGCGUACGUGCCAUCUGCUUUGAUGCUAAUGGCGAUAAUAUUUUUUCUAUUGGUUCUGACAAUAUCUUGAAAAAAGCCAACACCAUUACCGGUAAGGUCGUUAAGAAGGUAAACCUAGGUUCACUUUUUGAGUCCGAAAAGAAGAAGAAUGAUAAGUUCACCAAAUUAUGCAUAUCUCAAACUCAUCCAUUUAUAUUGCUAGGAGACGAAUCUGGUGAUAUUCAUGUUUUAAAUUCGGAGAACUUAGCUUUGUCAAACUCCAUUCGUUCAAUACAUUUUGGUGACUCAAUCAACGAUAUCAUCCACUUCGAUAAAAGAUCUGCAUACAAGUUUAUAUCCCUAGGCCAAACAACGUUAGCGUAUUUUGAUGUUCGUGAUAAAGACGCCAAACCAAACACAGCAGAAAAUGAGGAUGGAAAAAUCUUAGUCAGUGAUGAUCAAGAAGACGAGGUUCUUUGCGGUUGUUUCGUUGAUCCUGAGGUAGCAGAUACUCUUUUAUGUGGGAUGGGUGAGGGUAUUGUCACUGUCUGGAAACCAAAUAAGAAUGAUUUGGAAGAUCAAAUGAGUCGUAUAAAAAUCAGCAAGGAUGAAAGUGUUGAUUGCAUUAUUCCUACUUUACAAGAUGAUAAUUGUGUCUGGUGUGGUUGCUCCAAUGGUAACAUCUAUAAAGUGAAUGCCAAAUUAGGGAAAGUAGUUGAAGUGAGGAACCACAAUGACUUCGAUGAAGUCAAUUUUAUGGAUCUAGAUUCCGAAUAUCGCGUUGUUUCUGGUGGCUUGGAAAAUAUCAAGAUUUGGGAGCUGUCCAGCGAUGAGGAUCACAAAUCACUAGAGUCUGAUGGGGAUGACGAUUUCUCCCGUUCCGAUGAAAGCAACAGUGACAUUAGCAGUUCUGAUGAAGGUGAAGUGACGCUUGUCGGACUAUCGAAAGAGCAGCUAUUGGAUGAAUUGGAUAAAGACCUUAAUCAUGAAGAAGAACAUACGGGCGGGGAGGAAUCCAAUCAAAAAAGCAGCAAAAAGAGGAAAUUAAUGAAGGAUAAGAACAAGAAAAAGGACCUUUACGAACAUGGAAUCAAAAAAUUUGAUGAUAUAUAG
This is a messenger RNA of Saccharomyces kudriavzevii IFO 1802, 1497 nucleotides long. It is a transcript of the gene JIP5, whose product is annotated as Jip5p. Gene Ontology annotation, molecular function: protein binding. The transcript has a single exon. Lineage: Eukaryota; Fungi; Ascomycota; Saccharomycetes; Saccharomycetales; Saccharomycetaceae. The record is from RefSeq and is a predicted model, not a curated record. The coding region runs from base 1 to 1497 and encodes 498 amino acids.